AUGGCCGGCGCCGACAUCUGCGGCUUCCAGGGUGACACCAACCCCGAGCUCUGCGCACGGUGGAUCAGUGCCGGGGCCUUCUACACCUUCACGCGGAAUCACAACACAUACGGCGCCGCCCCCCAGGAGCUGUACCGCUGGCCCGAUGUCGCCAACGCGGCGCGCGCCGCCCUGCGGCUGCGGUACCGCCUGCUGCCCUACCUCUACUCCUCACACUACGGGGCGGCAGUGUGGGGCGGCAGCGUGGCCAAGCCGCUGUUCUUCGCCGACCCGGGCGACCGUGCCGCGCACGACGCAUCCUCCCAAUGGCUGCUCGGCUGGUCCCUCCUAGUCAGCCCGUCCCUGUCCCCCAGCUCGAACGCUGUCCAGGCCUACUUCCCGGUGGGAAGAUGGUACCCCCUGGAGGACCUCCUCGCGGCGUCACCAGGCGUCACCGGCGGCGGCGGUGACGCCGGGAACAUCACGGUGGUCGGCCCGGCCAGGCAGGAGGCGGCCGCCCCGCUGGAGGCCGCGCCGCCGCUGCACGUCCGCGGCGGCGGGGUCGUACCGCUGCAGCGCCACGCGCCGACCACGCGCGCCGCGCGGCGCACGCCCGCGACGCUCGCGCUCGCGCUGCAGCGGCCGGCGCCGGAGCGCGGCUCGGGCGCGGCGCGGCGCGCGUGGGACGAGGGCGUGCCGCCCUACUGCUCCGGCCGGGUGACGGCGCGGCGGUUGCCGGGCGGGGCGCUGGCCGCGUGCGGGAUUUGGUACCUCGACGAUGGCGAGUCGCCCGAGGUUACAGGGCCGGGGAGCGUGCUGAUCUGGUACACCUCCGUCGCAUCCUCGGACGGCUCGAGCGGCGAUCUGACUGCCGAGGCCGCGCGCCCGACGCCGGCCGCCGCUGCGGCUGCGGCGGCGGCGCGGGCUGCGACUGGCAUCAGCGGGAAGCCGGCGCCAACGGGGGCGGCGCCCAGGGACGCGGCGGAGGGGUUGACGUACGAGGCUGUCGUCAUCGCCGGGCUGCCGCCGCUGACGGGUGACGGGAAUCAGGACGGCACCGAUGACGACAGUAGUGACGGGGACACGGAGGAGGGCAACGACGGCGGCGGCGGUGAGGGCGACCCGGGGGGCGGCGGUGACGAGGCGGCCGGGGCGGCGCCGGAGGGGGAUGGUGAGGACGGGGGCGACGGCGGCGCCGCCGCGACAAACGCCACGGCGGCAGCGGCCCCGGCAGGGGGCGCGGCCCAACAACCGGAUGCAGCCGGCGCGACCUAUUCGGUGGCCAUCGGCAACGCCACCGGGCCCCUGGCGCCCGUGGACCCACAAUCUGUGAAUUGGGACGCCGGCCGCGGGGUUCUGCGGAUCUCAGGGUUGCAGCUGCCCGUGGGGGCAGGGUUCAGGCUCACCUGGCAGCCGGCCAUGCCGCCGCCCGGCGCCGCACCGCCCGCCGUUGCGCCCUCUGCCGCCCCGCCCUCUGCUGCCCCGCCCUCUCCUGCCCUGCCCUCUGCUGCCCCGCCCUCGGCCGCCGGGCCCCGGCGCGCCGCGCCGGCGAUGGCUUAA
Molecule: messenger RNA, 1539 nt
Organism: Monoraphidium neglectum
Lineage: Eukaryota; Viridiplantae; Chlorophyta; Chlorophyceae; Sphaeropleales; Selenastraceae
Exons: 5
Coding region: 1-1539 (512 amino acids)
Biological process (GO): carbohydrate metabolic process
Molecular function (GO): hydrolase activity, hydrolyzing O-glycosyl compounds
Source: RefSeq, a predicted model, not a curated record